Moneuplotes crassus is the source of this 1198-nucleotide messenger RNA. The record is from the annotation of a GenBank genome assembly. NCBI's taxonomy places the organism in Eukaryota, Ciliophora, Spirotrichea, Euplotida, Euplotidae.
UUCCUCAAAAUAAGUAAGACACUUUAAUCUAGAGUUUCGCAACUCUGUUGCAGACCAAAGUUAAGAUAUCAGUAAUCUAUGUCCUCAGAGACAUAGAAGAAUAUAUUGAAAGGACCAAAGCAAUUUUAAUAGCCUUGAAGAUCCCUUUCAGAGUCAUUAGGAGUAUUCAGAGAUUUGAUGAGGUUCUUAAUGAACUUCAAGAUCGGAAUAGUGGGACUAUUAACAUUGUUUACACUAGAUAUAUGGGGAAACAGGCAGAGCUGACUUUCUACGGCAAGGCUUCAAUCAAAAGAGACUUCUACAGCCAUGAAUUAAUCAUCAAGACAGGUAACUGGGAUAAUAAUGAAACUACUACUAAGAUCCUCAAUGAGGUCAAGGUAUGCCUGAUGAGCAAUUUCUAUAGUUCUCGGAGAUUACAGAUGAAAUUCAAGAUGAAGAGUUUUACUAAAAAAUUCAAAAAGAUUUCUCCUUAACCAAAUCUCAGUAUAUGACUCUUCAUUGUAAAGAUCCCUUUAGCUGGGACCAAUGGAGAGGUGUAAUAAAUUUUAUUCUAAAGCUAACAGAAAACCCUAAGAGUAAUUUCAUUCGGAUCCCCAAUAGAUGUGACAGAGCUCCUUUCAUUUAGCUCAAAUGAAGAAGAAGCACAAUCAAUAGGACUUCUCAAGAAUGUUUCAUUUUUUUAACAAUUUUUGGAAAAACUCAAGAUUAUUGUUCCAAGACGAUAGCAUCUCAGUAUUCUGUUUUAGGAAGAAGGAAGAAAAGCUUCAACAAAAUGGCUUAAUGAGAACUUUUGAAGUAUGAAAAGCCAGAUUGAUUAGGAACCCACAAGAGCACAUUCUGCGUUGCAAGUUCAUCUCGUACCUAGCACAUAAAGGUUUGGCUCUCUCAGAUCUGAUGAACACUAUAAUAAUCCGUAACAAUAUUGGCACCCCUGACUUAUGGGUGGAUCAUACCUCCUAAAAUCUGUGAACAUCAAAUAUGUACUCAAAAAUCUACACAAGUAAGUUUAGGUGUACCAGCUCUAGCAUGCUUCAAGCACCUGAACCCAAGCUGUUGUGAGACAGUCAAGCUAGUGAAAGAGUUAAGCUUUGAAGAAGAGAAAACAGAUUUCAAAGAAUUUGUGAACAAGAUUUACCUUAAUAACCAUUGCUUAGCUUUGCCAUGCAAAAAUGUGCUGGUAACUCUUAAUCAAGCAUCA